AUGGCCUUCAAGAUACCGGGCGACUUCAAGUUCCCGGAGCAAGCCACGUUCGACGGGUCGGGCGACCCGCGAGAACACCUACUGAGCUACCAAGCUAAGAUGCAAGUUUUAGGGGUACGGGACCCGGUCAUGUGCCGCGCCUUCUUACCCAUGCUAAAGGGGCCCGCGCAGAGGUGGCUCGUGGCGCAACCCCCAGGGACGAUUCACAGUUUCGAGGAGCUGGCAGAUCGCUUCAUGAGCCACUACGCCGCCAACAUCAAGCCACAGAAGGACCUGACGCACUUAGGCGACAUCCACCAGGACGAGGGUGAGUCCUUAAAAACCUAUUUAGCCCGCUGGCAAAAGGAGAUCCAGUCGAUAGAGGAAGUGGAGGACCAAACGGCACUCACUUUCUUCAUCGAGUCUUUGCGGUCCGGCCAGCUGUACCGAGACCUAAGGGACAAUCGCCCUGCAACGUACGCGGAAGCUAUCCAGAUGGCCAAAAAGAGAGCCAACACGGAGCAGGCCAUGAAGCAUAAACGACAACGCGAGGUCGGCGGGUCCGCCAGCGGGAAAAGGACGCGGGCCGAGACGAACGAAAGGCGUUUGGAUGUGGCCCGGCGACCCGAAGUUAGGCGACCGUAUGACCGCCCCGUCGUCCACGCCUAUCGACCGGUUCCGGAGCGGCCGGUCCACGAAAUACAAGCAGUCGCCCCACCUCCGCCUCCACCGAUCGACGACCGUGUAACAAGUGGGGAGACUGGUAAGACUUCUAAGUACUGUCGUUAUCAUAAAUCUUAUACUCACAGCACGGAAGAAUGCUUCUAUCUAAAGAAGAUCAUGGAGGGGAUAAUCCAGCAAGGGACCCCGCCCCCUAAUCAAUGGAGGCGAAGGUCGGCCAGUCGAGGAGAUGAGGGACUUGCCGCCGACGCAGAGAACAGCCGAGGUAAGCAGCCGGCUUCCGAAGAGGACGAAGCCCAAUGGCGCCAGAAGCCGGUUAUCAACAUGAUAGUCGGCGGACCAGAGGGCGGCGACUCGGCAAACACCCGAAAAGCCUGGGCUCGGCAAUGUAUGUCGGGACGGUUUACGGCCGCGAAGAGAGCUCCAAAAAGGUAUGCCGAGAACCCAUCGUGUUCACCGAUAGGGACCUGCCAGCCGGAGAAACCCCGCAUCGAGAUGCGUUGGUCAUCGCUAUGGACAUCAAUGGUGUAG
Molecule: messenger RNA, 1191 nt
Organism: Ipomoea nil (Japanese morning glory)
Lineage: Eukaryota; Viridiplantae; Streptophyta; Magnoliopsida; Solanales; Convolvulaceae
Exons: 1
Coding region: 1-1191 (396 amino acids)
Source: RefSeq, a predicted model, not a curated record